This is a messenger RNA of Polypterus senegalus (gray bichir), 3176 nucleotides long. RefSeq names its product signal transducer and activator of transcription 2 (gene stat2). The record is from RefSeq and is a predicted model, not a curated record. Lineage: Eukaryota; Metazoa; Chordata; Cladistia; Polypteriformes; Polypteridae. The transcript is spliced from 23 exons. Bases 392 to 2941 code for a protein of 849 amino acids. Gene Ontology annotation, molecular function: RNA polymerase II cis-regulatory region sequence-specific DNA binding; DNA-binding transcription factor activity, RNA polymerase II-specific. Gene Ontology annotation, biological process: regulation of transcription by RNA polymerase II; cell surface receptor signaling pathway via JAK-STAT; defense response.
UUAGAGCCGGAAUGGCGAGUGUGCUGCGAAUUAGCGGAUUGGUUAAGGCGGGCCAACAAAUUUCGUACAGAGGGAGUUUUCGGUAAAAAAAAGUGAAUUCACAGGACGCUGAAAAAGAAAGUAAAUGUGUCGCCAGUGAUCCCGCAGCAAAACACCGUGAAGUGAACACAUCGAGGCGCGAAGACACUGACGGUCAAUCGGAGAAGUACAGCGGACCAAGAGAGCCGGCGUCCCAAAGGCAAGGACUGGCAGUGCUUUCAGGUGGUGGUGUAGUAGGAAGUGAUCGGCUGGUGUGGUGCAGGAGCGCACGGGGAGAAGACGGGGCCUGCGCGACACCGAGCUGUCCUGGCGACGCGCCGAGAUUUCAGGGAGCCCAGAAUGAGCCGACCGCAUGGCACAGUGGGAAUGUGUGGUGCACCUGGACACAGUCUACCUGCAGAAAGUGGAUGAGCUCUACUCCAGCGAGGCCUUCCCCAUGGACGUCCGGUACUACCUGUCCCACUGGAUCGAAAGCCAAGACUGGGAGAAGGCCACCCAGGAUAUGUCCCUUGCCAGCGUCCUCUUCCACAUUCUGCUCGAGAACCUGGACAAUCAGUACAGCUUCUUCAGUCAGACGGAGGGCGGCUUCCUGCAGCAGUGCAACAUCCGCAGGUUCAAGCAGAAUUUCCAGGCCGUGUACCAGGAAGAGCCCUGCUCAUUGGCGCGGGUCAUCUGCAUGCUUCUCGCUCAGGAGAAGGAGAUCAUCAAAGAGGCCCAGCUAGCUGAAAAGGUGCAGAUGCUGCAGAUGCAGCCGAGUCAGAUGGAGCUGGACAACCAGAGGAACGUGGAGCGCAAGUUUGUGGACCUAAGGAGCCGCGUGCAGGAGAUGGACCAGUCUGUGAAACUGCUGGAGGAGCAGCAGGACGAGUUUGAUUUUAGGUACAAGAUUCACUCGCAAGAAGGAGACCAGGGGAACAAUGGGAUGAAGUACCUGCAGGAGCUUCUGAACAAGCUGGAUGCUUCACGGAAGCAUUGCCUAGCGCGGAUGCGGGUGCUGCUGUCCGAAGGCGAGGCCCUGCUGAACUUCCUGGUCAAUGAGGAGCUGAGGGACUGGAGGCGCCGGCAGCAGAAGGCCUGCAUCGGGGCCCCGGAGGACGUAUCUUUGGACAUGCUGGAAAACUGGUUCACCGUGGAGGCCGAGUGUCUCUUCCACCUGCGCCGAUUCCUGAAGAAGCUGGAGGAGCUGUGCGGGAAGGUGACGUACGAAAGGGACCCCUUCAAGGUGGAGCAGCCUGACCUACAGAAGCAAGCGGACCACCUGCUGACCACACUGCUCAAGAGUGCCUUCGUUGUGGAGAAGCAACCCAUCAUGCCUCAAGGCAAAGGUCCCCUAGUACUGCGGACCAGCGUCCAGUUCUCAGUGAAGACCAGACUCCUGGUGAAGUUUCCUGAGCUCAACCACAUCAUGAAGGUGACAGCGGUGAUUGAUAGAGACGUUGUCAAGGAGAAGGGGUACCGCAGAUUUAACAUCCUGGGCACAAGCAGCAAGGCGCUAACCAUGAGCGAGACCAGCAGCAGUGGCAUGGUAGCCGAAUUCCGGCACUUGACCCUGAAAGAACAGAAGGCGGGUGGUGGGGGUAAAGGAUGUGGUGAGGGCACACUAAGUGUCACAGAGGAGCUGCACAUCCUCAGCUUUGAGACACACUUCAAUCUCCAUGGCCUCUCGGUGGAUAUCCAGGCCUCCUCGUUGCCCGUGGUGAUCAUUUCAAACUCCAGCCAGCAGCAAAGUGCCUGGGCCUCCAUCCUCUGGUUCAACACAUUGUGCUCGGACCCCAAGAACUUGUCCUUCUUCUCGAGCCCUAUGAUGGCCACGUGGACUCAGUUCUCAGACAUGCUGAGCUGGCAGUUCCAGGGCAACACCAAUCGUGGGCUCAAUGAGGACCAGAAGCUAAUGAUUGCCCACAAACUCUUUGGUCGCCAGCCAAGCUACGACAAUUGCCUCAUUCCCUGGGCUCGGUUUUCCAAGGAGAAUCUGCCCGACGUCAAUUUCUCUUUCUGGGCCUGGAUUGAUGGCAUCCUGACCCUGGUCAAGUCGUACCUGGAGGACUUGUGGAAUGAUGGGUAUAUCAUGGGCUUUGUGAGUAAGAAGAGAGAGAAGACGCUGCUCAAGGGCAGGCUGGCUGGCACCUUCCUGCUGAGGUUCAGUGAAAGCUGCAGAGAUGGCGCCAUCACCUUCUCCUGGGUGGAGCAUCUCGACAACGGGAAGGCCAACGUGCGCUCGGUGAAGCCGUUCACCAAGCAGGAGCUCAGCCAGAUCCCCUUCUCCGAGGUCAUUCACCACUUCCAGAUCCUGGUGGCCGAGAACGUGCCAGAGAACCCGCUCCACUACUUGUACCCCGACAUCCCCAAGGAUGACGCCUUUGGCAAGUACUACGCCCAGAGCAACCAAGGCGAAGAGUCUCGCAUGAAGGCCUACCUGGGCACCAAGCUCAUCGUUGUGUGCCCAGAGAACACCACUGAUGUGCAGACGCCUGCACCAGCGGACACUGAGCACCCGAAGGAAGGGGUGCAGAUGAGCGCCAGCUUCUCUGCCCAAAAGCCAGCUUCUGAAGGUGAGGAUCUGCCCGGGUGGCAUGGGCACACACACUCCUUCGGGGUGUCUGACCAGUCUGCCAGUUUCCCUCCAGCUGACUUUUCUUUUGCCAUCGACGAUUUUGGGUUGAUGCCCGCUGAGCUCCUGCUGACAGACACCCCAGGGAAUAGCAUCCAGCCCAGCGACGUGCUGCUCAAUGACCCAUUGAUGCCCGCCCCCAGUGACUUUCCCACCCUGGAAGCAGGUUUGCCGCACAAUGAGCCGACGCUGCUAUUUCACGACUUUUCCGAGGAUGGCACGUGGCCACUGGUUUCCGAGGCACAUGGGCAGCAGGCCGGCUACAGUGUGCCACCCAUCUUGCUGCAGUAGCCUUCCCAGCACGCACUGUGCCAGUUUAAGGAAUUUUUGAGCUGAGGGAGCAACCAAGUAAGCAAGUUAACACUGAGAUUGCACUACCCGACUGGACCACAGAAGCGCUCCACAUGGUGACUGCUGGGCCAGUUGAAAUCCUGCAGGUGGCACCUUGGCAUGCACUUUUUUCUAGCAUUUUUCUCUUUUCUGCCCUCUCCAUCUCUUGUCUGUUCCUAAUAAAUUCUUUCCUGUA